AUGCCUAUCAUCCACAAACGAUACUUCAGUAUCCUCUUAGCAGCUUCCAUAUUGGCUGGCAUACUUAGGCCUCACUACUGAUUCCAGAUUCUCUCUCCUUACCUCAAAGCAUGAUAAAUUAGCACACUUUAUAGUCUUUAGCCUGGAAUCUUGGCUAUUCACGAAGUCAAUAGGUGUAAGGGUAAUCAAAUUUGAGAGUCGGUCCCGCUUUGCACUAGUGCCGCUCGCUAUAGACAAGUAUUUUCUGGCCUUGAUAGUUUGUACAGGCUUUGCUGGGAUCGGAAGUGAAUUCGCACAGUCCGUGCUUUCUCGAGGGCAACGUAGUUUCGACGUUUGGGACAUUGCAUGCAACGUUUGUGGUUCGCUAGCCGGGAUCUCAGUGGCUUACUACUUAGAUUUGUGA
Lachancea nothofagi CBS 11611 is the source of this 403-nucleotide messenger RNA. The record is from the annotation of a GenBank genome assembly. Lineage: Eukaryota; Fungi; Ascomycota; Saccharomycetes; Saccharomycetales; Saccharomycetaceae.